Messenger RNA from Hemibagrus wyckioides, 2083 nucleotides. RefSeq names its product transmembrane serine protease 3a (gene tmprss3a). Gene Ontology annotation, molecular function: protein binding; serine-type endopeptidase activity. NCBI's taxonomy places the organism in Eukaryota, Metazoa, Chordata, Actinopteri, Siluriformes, Bagridae. The record is from RefSeq and is a predicted model, not a curated record. Bases 1 to 1659 code for a protein of 552 amino acids. The transcript is spliced from 13 exons. Gene Ontology annotation, cellular component: membrane. Gene Ontology annotation, biological process: proteolysis; acrosome reaction.
AUGGCUGAUCCAGAGGCGGAGGCCAGAGCCAAGCUUGAGGAUGGAAUUCUAGAGGCUCCACUAACAGGUGGAGUAGAGAGUGGAGUCACCCACGAACAGGGUGCAGAGACUAAGCAAAUGGAAAAUGCACAGUUAGAGGUGGUGUCUAUUGGAGAUCAGGAUCUUCUAGCUUCCACUCCUCCCCUUGAGAGCCACAAUGAGAGCAUUUCAGCAGAAAUCAGCAACAAUAACCCAGGCUCUGAGAGCAUAGAGCAGACAGGCUGUCAGACAGAAGCUACCAACAAUGCCCAAGCACAAUGUCCAAGUCCGGGAAUGCCUGUUACUAAAGUCCAGCCCUUCCUGUCAGGUGACCAAGUAGAAGACAAAACUCUCAGGGGUCGUUUAUUUGCACGAAGAAUGGAGCUUUUAAUUGGAGUUUGCGUGCUGCUCACUAUUACCUUUGUCCUUGGCAUUGGUCUGGGAGUGGGGCUGAGCUGUAGAGGGAAGUUCCGGUGCAGCUCCUCACUCUGUGUUAGCAUCUCUGCGCAAUGCGAUGGGCAUGUGGACUGUGAACAUGGCGAGGACGAGCUCAGCUGUGUGCGCGUGAGUGGGAAGAGUUCAGUGCUGCAGGUGUUAAGUGGAGGAGUCUGGAGCACUGUGUGUUCAGAAAAGUGGCACUCUGAUCUGGGCUUCUCUGCCUGCAAACAGCUGGGAUAUUCCAGUUAUGUGGAGUCUGGUUCCCUCCCUCUCACCUCGAUUGAACAAGACCUUAAGGAUAACCUGGUGUCCAUCAACCUGAGCCAGCAGAAUCCCCUGUAUCCAAUCAAGAUACACAACACAACCAACUUGAGUAAAACUGAAUGCAGAUCAGGGAAGAUCAUCACUUUAAGGUGCUUGGAGUGUGGCUCCCGGCCCCAGUACAGUGCACGUAUCGUGGGGGGUAACCUGUCUCAGGAAGGCCAGUUUCCUUGGCAGGUGAGUCUUCAAUUCCAGAAUGAGCACCUGUGUGGAGGAUCUAUUGUAGAAUCACGGUGGAUAUUAACAGCUGCACACUGUGUGUAUGGCUUUGCGUAUCCUCCUCUGUGGUCAGUUCUCGCUGGACUCACAGAGCAGCCAGCCACCGGAGCCAAGUAUCUCACUGUGGAGAAAAUUAUUUAUCAUGGUCGCUACAGACCUAAAGGGCUGGACUACGACAUCGCCCUGCUUAAACUGUCACAGCCGCUUGCCUUCAAUGGCUACAUUGAGCCCAUCUGCCUGCCAAACUUUGGAGAGGAGUUUGAGGAUGGGAAGAUAUGCUGGAUCUCAGGAUGGGGAGCUACAGAGGAUGGAGGUGAAGCGAGUGUUUCUCUGCAUUCUGCAAGGGUGCCGCUGAUCUCCACCAAAGCCUGCAGUCAGCCCGAAGUCUAUCAGGGCUACAUCUCGCCUGGCAUGAUCUGUGCAGGAUACCUAGAAGGAGGAACCGACUCCUGCCAGGGGGACAGUGGUGGUCCUCUGGCCUGUGAGGUCUCGUCUUUGUGGAAGCUGGUGGGAGCGACGAGUUGGGGUCAGGGCUGUGCUGAGAGAAACAAACCUGGGGUUUAUACACGCAUCACACAAGCUCUCACCUGGAUUCAUCAACAAAUGGAGAGAGAAGAAACACUGAACCCCUCUCCAAUCAGCUCAGACAACCGACAAAUCUAACAAGGCUUAUUUUAUUACUAUUAUUUUUUUUUUAAACAUGUCCACAGUGUAUUGGAUUUUUCAUCCUGCACAGCUCAGUGAAAUACUGUACAUUACUAUAAACAGUGUUAUUGAUGCUGGAAUGUGCUCCAGUCUGCUACCGGCUUCAUAACCACAUACGACUGAAUGACUUUACUCAGAGAAACCCGAGAUCCAAAACAACCAAAAUGCUUCCAACCUCCAAAAGGUUCAUCUGAAUGAACAAAAAUACUACAGUGAAUUUUGCAAUGUUUCAAAGCUUGCAUUUUUUAUAUUCAUAUUCUUCUAGCAAAGCAAAUAAACUUUCUUCUUGCUUUAAGAAACACACUAAUGACUCUACACUUCAGUGUGUCCCCAAGGCACACUACAUUGUAGUGUGUCAAGAGAACAAACAUUCCCCAGAGGU